Pelodiscus sinensis (Chinese soft-shelled turtle) is the source of this 863-nucleotide messenger RNA. NCBI's taxonomy places the organism in Eukaryota, Metazoa, Chordata, Testudines, Trionychidae. The record is from RefSeq and is a predicted model, not a curated record.
AUGUCGAUAAGUGGGGAGUUGCUGUAUCCUCCCCCGAAUGUAGCGAAACCUCCCACCCUGCAGCCCACAGCUAGUGGGGGGGUGGAGCUCAAUGAGACCAAGAGCUGCAAGAUCGUGUUUGAAAUCGCCACGGUGACCUUUGAGGAAGCUGACAGGACCUACAAGGCUGGAAUCCCCUACACUGGCAAGAUGCUCCUGAAGGCGGCGGAUGGCUCGGCGCUGAGAAAUGAGCCGCUGCAGCUGUUUGUUGCCUAUGGAGGUGUGAGGCAGAACCAGACCUUCCUGACGGACGAGGCUGGCAGAGCCUCCUUCGCGCUGGACACCUCCGGCUGGACCGGGUCGGUCACUCUGCGGGGCCACUUCAAGCAUGUGGAUCAGACCAUUGAGUAUGGGAGAAUCGGUCCCAGUUACCCAGAUGCCCAUCACCAUGUGGAGCCCUUCUACUCCAAGAGCCAGAGUUUCCUGCAGAUCCGCAGGCUGGGCGGGGAGCUGCCCUGCGACCAGGCCCAGCGGCUCCACGUGGACUAUGUCCUGGCCAGGGAGGCCCUGGGGAACGGGUCCAAGAGCCUGGAUUUCAUCUUCCUGGUCGUGGCCAAGGGAGCCAUCGCCAGGAUCCUCCACAAGGGGCUGGAGCUCGGCGAGGAGGUGAAGCUGGCCUUCUCGCAGGACCGGGCCCUGCCAGGCUCGGAGCUCCAGCUGCAGGUGCAGGCUGCCCCCGGGUCCCUGUGCGCCGUCCGCGCCGUGGAUCGCAGCGUGCUGCUCGUGAAGCCUGAGGCCGAGCUCAGCGUCGACACGGAUGCGGCUUUGAAAGUUUUCACCAAUGCCAACACCAAGAAACCUUUCAUCUGCCCUGAAAUUCCAUG